Molecule: messenger RNA, 1152 nt
Organism: Annulohypoxylon truncatum
Lineage: Eukaryota; Fungi; Ascomycota; Sordariomycetes; Xylariales; Hypoxylaceae
Product: 5-formyltetrahydrofolate cyclo-ligase
Exons: 2
Coding region: 127-900 (257 amino acids)
Biological process (GO): folic acid-containing compound biosynthetic process; tetrahydrofolate interconversion
Cellular component (GO): mitochondrion
Molecular function (GO): 5-formyltetrahydrofolate cyclo-ligase activity
Source: RefSeq, a predicted model, not a curated record
GUCGAAUCAAUCCAGGUUUCAUCCAUCGCGCAGGCAGACGGGAACGCGGGUCAACCCGAUGAUACCUAGGUGACCUCAUGACACAUAGUGCAGAAUCUCCAUCAUAAUUUCUAUCACUUUUGAAGCAUGUCACAGGGGACAGACAUGAACUCAUCAGCGCUUAGUGCCGCCAAGUCGCAGUUACGCUCGUUAAUGAAACAGCGACUGGCGAAUCUCUCACAUGAUUCCAUCGUAGCUCAGAGCUCAAAAGUUUUCCUGUCCUUGUCCAAGUUCAAACCAUAUGUGGAUGCGAAGCGAAUUGCGGUCUACCUGUCCAUGCCAGGUGGGGAGAUCCUGACGGACCCCAUCGUUAGGCAUGCUCUAUCUUCAGGCAAGCAAGUCUUCGUACCUUACUUACACAAGUCUGGUUUACAACCGGGCGACGGGCCGACUAGGCUGAUGGAUAUGGUGAGUCUAAGGGAUAUUGAGGAUUAUGAGUCUCUACAGAGGGACAAGUGGGGGAUUCCGAGCAUUGAUGCUGCUUCGAUCCACGAAAGGGCACGAAGUGUGGGCGAGCUCGAUGGAAACAGGUCCGAGGACGUCUCCCUCGACCUGGUUCUUUUACCCGGUGUCGCCUUCGAUAUUGACCCACAUUCUAAGGCUAUCCGAAGGCUGGGCCACGGCAGGGGCUUCUACGACUAUUUCCUUCAUCGAUAUACGUUGGCUGCUUCACCCGAGGAGAAGACAUCAAAUGGUCGACCGGCUGUAUUACUAUAUGCCCUAGCAUUGAAAGAGCAAUUCCUGUUCCCAUCAUCGGGGGAGUCUGUUCCUGUUGGUCCCCAUGAUCAACCGAUAGAUGGUCUGUUUCUCGGAGAUGGCCAAAUCAAAGAGUCUGCGAACGAGAACGGCGAUGCAGAAUAGAAUCAGUACAUCUUGACCAAUUUCGGAUAUCCAUAAUCGUCUGGUAUUUAUAGGCGGCGGAUUCGUUGCGAACGUUCGUCAAAUCGUAAUCUCCAUGAAUCAACCUCCAAUUAUCAUCCACGUCCUUCAACAACCUCCAGCCUGAAUCCUUUCAUACGGCUUCCUGGAUCAACGACACAUUGUCUCCCUUCAACAGGAUUUGCCCUACAAAAACAUUAGUUGCGUACAAAUCAUUAAGUCGGACGAUGAACU